Molecule: messenger RNA, 1260 nt
Organism: Peronospora belbahrii
Lineage: Eukaryota; Oomycota; Peronosporomycetes; Peronosporales; Peronosporaceae
Source: the annotation of a GenBank genome assembly
AUGCUCAAGUUUAGGACUGCCCACCUUCGUUUUACUACGUUCCUACGUCGUCAGGCCUGGGAAUUACGUCAGUUGCAAUGCAAUUGGACGUCACUAAGUCUCUUGUUAUUGUUUGGACUGAGCUUUCUAAGUUUUGGACUCUGGCUUUUUCCUCUCACACGUCUACCGAUCAAUGUCUGGACAAAAGACUCGAAUGUUUUGCGAUGGGGCGUCAAUGACGCCGUUGUGCUUCUAGUUGGUCAAGACUUGCAAAGGUCCUUACCACUUGAUUAUGUGUAUCCCAAUGGGGCCGAAAACAAGUUUACUUGUGACUUACCAGCACUUCGCUAUCAAUGUGACAUGGACAACAUUGAGGGUUGUAAGAGUUAUCCACAGCUAUUCCCAUCUGCAGCAUUGUUUGAAAAUUGGAAUCCUGAAAAUACGGAUCAAAUACCUCAAACCAUCUUUGAUAGUAUCUGUCACUUUAAUGUUUCUAAUCCGUAUGAACUACGUCUUGCACAAAUGUUUCGGGAAAUGGAAGUACCGUUCGUAGCUUAUGGAGUACCUGAGCUUCUGAAAGCUAGCGAGCAGUGGACGGACGAGUAUCUAACGGAAAAAUUAACCCCGACGACACCGUACAAGGUCCACAUUGCUAACAACAGCCACUAUAUGUAUUUUUCCAAGAAACAGCGUAUUAAAGGCGAGAAACGUCCGUACACGUCGAAGUGGAUGACAUAUCCGCAGUUUGUCAAAAUACUGAAGGACGUCAAGUUGCUUCAUGAGGCUGGAAAGCCCCAUGAGUACUAUUACUUUAUGCUUAAGACUACCGAUUUCUUCGAACACGCGUCGUUCAUUUAUGAAGAGCUUCGGUUCCUGAACCCGCUGGCAACGGAGCAUGAUUCACGAUACGGCGACCUUUUUGUUCGAGACUAUGCUAUAGCCAAGGAAAUUGGCAUGCGCUGUCGUCUCGGAAUGCAAGGUAUUAUUGCCGAGGGUCACGUUGAUAGCGGUUUAAAUUUUGUCUCGAUGAUCCGUGGAACCAAACGUUAUGUGCUCGCACCGCCCAGUGUCUGUAAAUGCCUAGGGCUCAUUAAGCAGGGGGCAAUCGUGGCGCUUACUGCUGGCGAAGUUUUGUACAUUCCGCCGUUUUGGUAUCACCACAUCGUGUCGACAGACACUAGUAUUCAGUGCAAUCUUCGCUCUGGAUUUAUUGAUCGUAGCAAUACACAAGACAUUCUCAGUAAAUGUGGGUUACCGGUGAUGCGGAAACAAACGGUGUGA